AUGUCUUCCACAUCAAGCAAUACAUCAAGUGAAGAUUGUGAAUCCCUCAGUGGCUGUGAUAAACCCAUAUAUUCCUAUAACGCAUUGAUAGUGAUGGCUAUAAGAAGUAGUCCUAGAGGUAUGUUAAGUUUAAACGACAUUUACGAGUAUAUUAUGGCGACGUUUCCUUACUACAAGAACACCGCAAAGAAGCAAUCCUGGCAAAAUUCCGUUAGGCAUAACUUGAGUAUCAGUGAGUACUUCAUAAAAGUACCAAGACCCAUUAAUGAUGGAGGCAAAGGAAACUUAUGGACCUUACAUCCUUCGGCACAUAACAUUUUUAUUGGAGAAACCACUGGUAAAUUGAGGAAAAACGCUCACGAAGUACCAUCGUGCCCUUUAGUGACCCCAAUGCUCCCUCAGCUGGAUACAUAUCACAUGCACCAAAGGGCCCAACAAGAGUACCAGCAUUACCAGCAAUUGUUGCAGUACCAACAGGAGGUGCAGUAUAGAUAUGAGCAACUUUAUUAUCCGUAUGUGCCGAUGCCUGGACAUCAUUUUCCGCCCCCAGGACCGUUUCCCAGGUUUUAA
Anthonomus grandis grandis is the source of this 570-nucleotide messenger RNA. RefSeq names its product fork head domain transcription factor slp2-like. Gene Ontology annotation, biological process: regulation of transcription by RNA polymerase II. The transcript has a single exon. The coding region runs from base 1 to 570 and encodes 189 amino acids. Gene Ontology annotation, cellular component: nucleus. Gene Ontology annotation, molecular function: DNA-binding transcription factor activity; sequence-specific double-stranded DNA binding. Lineage: Eukaryota; Metazoa; Arthropoda; Insecta; Coleoptera; Curculionidae. The record is from RefSeq and is a predicted model, not a curated record.